CGGAGUCUGGAGUCGCCAUCAUCACGCGUGGUUUUCCCCCGAUGUUCAACCAGUGACGAUAUCCGCACGCAUUAGGUGUUUGUUUUACGAAGAAGAACUUGAAUGAGAUUUUCUUUUGUUUCGAUUGUCGUUUUAUUUAGGCUUUUGCCAGUGUAUUUGCUUCCCUUCAUUGUCUCCGUUCGCGGGGAACUCAUAGAGGAGCCAUGUACAACGGCAUCGGCCUGACCACACCGCGAGGCAGCGGCACCAACGGCUAUGUGCAGCGCAACCUGUCGAGUGUGCGGGCCAAGCGUCCGCGGGACGAGCGUGGCGGUGAGCGGGACGAGAAGGACCGUGAGAGGCUGGAGAGCCAGCUGAACCGUCAGCCCAAUGCAGAGAUCCUGGAGCACCAGAGGAAGAGGCAGCUGGAGGUCAAAUGUGCAGAGCUGCAGGACAUGAUGGAGGAGCAGGGGUACUCAGCUGAGGAGAUUGAAGAGAAGGUGAACAGCUUCCGCAUGAUGCUGCAGGAGAAGCAGGAGCCGCCUACAGCCCCCACCGAGAGACCAUCGGCGACAGAGACUCACGCCCUGGCUGCAGCCAAUCAGCAGAAGAACGACCGGCUAAGGGCGGCGUUCGGCAUCGCCACGGACUACGUAGACGGCUCCUCCUUCCACCCGGAGCGCAAGGAGCGAGAGAAGGAGAAGAGGGAGCAGGAGAGGCUGGAGAGGGAGAAGCAACAGCAGCAGAAAUACGGGCUGGUAGAAGAGUCCGAGGACUCGGACUCCCCGGCCCGAAAACAGAGCCGCAAGAAGAAAAGGAAGAAAAACAAGAACAGAGACAGCUCAGAGAGCCCCUCCCCCUCUCCUAGACGGGUGAAGAAAACUAAGAAGAAGAAAAAGAAAAGGUUUCCAUUUGUUUUUCAUUUUGCAAAUCAUGUGAAAAAUGACAUCAGCGGGCGUUCCCUAAAACAAAGCGUGCUGAACGAUCGACAGACAAACGCUAGAUUCACGUUCGGUGUGGUUUUUGCGAGCCUUUACCCUUUUCAGCUUAAUGAACGAAGACUUUGUGUUCUCUGUUCUAGGGAUGGGUCAGAAGAAAAGGAUGACAAAGAGAGCUCCUCAGAUGAGAAGCAGGCAUCCAAGAAGAAACGCAAGAGAAGUGAAAAUGAGACUCCGCCCCAGAGUAAGACACGGCGCCACAGGAGUGGGUCCUCUAGCUCUGCUCACAGCCAAUCCCCUGCCCCACUGAAAGAGUGGCAGCAGAACCAGCCAGUCAAGAGAGCAGAGGAGGGGAGAAAGGGGCUGUCUCCUGACAGGAGGGGGCGUGGUCGCGAGGACGGGAGUCCACAGCGCCCGGGAGGCAGAGCGAGAUCUCCCAGGUAUCCCAGCUCCCCUGAACGCCGACCGAGGGCAGACAGGGAACGGGAGAAGGAGCGACUGAAGGACAAAGAGAAAGAAAGAGGGAAGGAGCGUGAGACAGUGAAGCCUACGAGAAAGAGACGCGACUCCUCGUCCCCCUCUCCUCCUCCUCGAACGGAACGAGAGAAAGCCAGGCGCUCCAGAAGUGGAGAGAGGGAGCGAGAGAAGGAGAGAGGAAAGGAGAGAACAAUGCUGCAGAGGAGCAGACACGACUCCUCUUCAUCCCCCUCGCCACCCCCGAAACAACCAGACACCAGGAAACAGAGGAGCGGAAAGAAGGACAAACCAGAAAGACGCGACGACUCCUUGUCUCCAUCUCCAGAAAGAGAGGGGGCAAGGAGAGGAAGGAGUGGAGAGGGGGAGCGAGGAAAGGAUAGAAAUGUGUCCCCCCGAGCCCCAGCUGACAGAGAGAGGGGGAGAGGGAAGGCGAAAGAAGGAUCUCCCCCUAGUUGGAAAAAAGAUGGAGGGAGGGGUAGAAACUCAUCCUGUGACUCCACAUCCCCUGUCCCUCAAUCGCCUCUCACCAACGGACGACAGAAAGAAAGGGAGCGCGAGGGAAGGAGGGAGAAAGAGAGGAAACCGGAGGAGAGGGGUAAAGAGAGAGAGAGGGAAUUGAACAAAGAGAGGGAGAAACAAGAGGAGCGGAGGAAGCGGGAGAGUGAAAGGGAAAAAGAGCGAGUCCGAGAUGGAGGGAGAGAGCGAGAGCGGUCCGGCAGACUGUCGUCUUCUACUCAACAUCCGUCUAUCUGUUUGUCUGAAGACCUCCGCCCGGAGCGAGAGUGUGAGGGGGAGAGGAGGGACAGAGAGAGGGGGGCAGUAGAGAGGGAGAGAAAAAGACAAACUGAGGAGGACAACAGGCGGGAGAACAGAGACCGAAGCCUUCCGGAAAAGGAGCGAGAGAAGGAGUUGGAGAGGGCAAAGGAAAGAGAGGAAGAGAAAGCUAAGGAGAGCAGCAGUAGCAGUGGGAGUGACAGCGACAGCUCUUCCUCAUCUUCCUCAUCCUCCUCCGGCUCAUCCUCCUCCUCUUCUUCAUCGUCCUCCGACGACGAGGAAGAGAAGAAAAAGGGAGCCGUGGCGAAGAGCGGCCCAGCGAAAAAAGCCCUCCCCUCUCUCAUCUCCCCUCCCACUGUAGGCGCCGCCUUCCAGAGAUAUCUGGCUAAUGGGGGCAGAGAGAGCGCUUCAGAGAGUGACGGACAGAGAGCUACAGGUAGAGAGAAGGAACGCGAGAGAACUGGAGGAGGAGAUGGGGACAGGUUCAUGCUCUCUGAAAGGGAAAACCCGCCCCCUGCUCCCCAAAGAGCAGCUGCCUCCCACCGGCCCCCUGCUGCUGAGCGCUACCCCCCCACAGACAGAGAGAAGGAGCGAGGGAGGGGACAGGAGAGGUACAGCCCCACGGAGGUAGAGAGCUCCAGCCCUCCACCCUCUCCUCCCAGAAGAGGAGCCCCCCAAGGCGGAGGCGAGAGGUACUCCCCCACUGAAGUGGAAAGAGAGAGGGAGCGAGAGAAGGAGAGAGCGGGAGGGGUGAAGAGCCAGGCCAGGAGGGCAGAGAGGUACAGCCCCUCUGAGCAGGAGAGAGAGCGGGAGAGGAGGGGGGCGCCCUCCCCGAAAGCCCCUGCAGCAGUUGUCCCGCGGCCCUCCCCCCCUCGCCGCACCCCCCCACGGCAGUACCAGGACCCCCCCACUCGCUCCCCCAGCCCCCGACGACAAGCUGCCACCCGGAGAGCCUCCCCUCCGUCCCGCUCCCCGACUCGCCACUACGCCCCACGGCGGAGCCGCAGCCGGGAGCUAGAGCCCAGCCGAGAGAGGCAGAGAGCGAGGGAUAGAGGGAGGGAUCGCUCCAGAGACAGAGGAGCCAGGAGGAGCAGGUCGAGGAGCCCCAGAAGACGCAGCCCCCUCUACAGGUCCCGGCGAUCCCACUCUCCCAUUCGACAAAGGAGAAGCAGCCACUCGCUAUCCAGAGAAAGGCAGAGAGACCAGGAGAGAGGGAAGAAUAGAGAGCUGGAGAGAGCGAGGGGAAAAGAGCGGGAACGUGAAAAAGAGCAAGAGAGGCGAGAGCGCCAACCUCUUAAAGAGGUCCCCCCGCCCCGUCGCUCUGCCUCGUCCUCUUCCGGUUCUUCUUCCUCGUCCCCCUCUCCGGCCCGAGAGAGGAAGGAGACGCCUACAGAAAAGGGGAUGAAACCAACGGCGGAGAAAGAUGGAAGAAGUGAUAGAGAGGAGCGAGAGAAAGGAGGAGACAGAGGAAGGAAGGCUCAUUCCAUCCCCCCACCACUCCCCUCCAAGGAGACCAGUCCCCUUCCCAGCCAAUCAGAAAUCAGGGCCCACCCCAAAGAAACACGGCACUCUGACCCUCCCCGCUCCAGGUCGCCCCAGGCCCUCAGCCAUUCAGAGACCAGAGUCUCUCUACAAGGCACCUCGAGGACCCAAUCACCUGCGGUGCUCCCCUCGCGCGGCGCUGCCCACCCCACAGACCGACCAGUCAGGACUGAAAACUGUGUGAGCGAGAAGGGAACCAAAGAGAACAAGAAAGGAAAGAUGGGUAGCCCCAGCUCUUCAUCAUCAUCUUCCUCCUCCUCCUCGUCAACUUCCUCCUCGUCUUCAUCAGACAGUUCUGACUCUGAGGCAGAGCAGGGAAAAGGAGAUGCCAGGAUAGCGGCUGCCCAUAGCUCUUCUUCCUCCUCCUCAUCAUCCUCUUCUGAAAGCGAGAAGGAAGACAAGAAAAAGAGCCCAGCACGACCUCACAGAGUGCCAGCUGAUUCGCUGAGAGACUCUCGUUCCCUCAGCUACUCUCCACCCAGACAGAGGCGACCAGCACAUUCCCCACCCACCCGCAGGAGUGGCAGCAGACAGUCCCCAAGCCGAUCGCCAAGCAGUAGGAGAAGAAAAUGAUCCUUCACUCUUUGAAAUAACUGCCACUUUCCCUCCCGCCUCGAUCCUCUGGUUUUUCCCAAACACUUCUGGGCUGGUUUGAACUGGACUGUACCAUUUGGAUAUUAAAGGGAGGGUUGGUUGAGGACAUUUGAUCUGUGAAUGACUGAGUGAAUUAAGCUUUGUUGUUGAUUCUGUGGCAUGAGGAUAGGGUUACAGGAAGAGAAGGUAGGCAGAAUUUGAAACCCAACAGAGACCACGAGGUCUGCUUUUAGUCAAGGGUUUCUGUACAUUGUUUUAUGCUGUACUGUAAGGAAGAAAUGUAACUAAAUGGUAGGUGAAGGAGUCUGUUACAGGAAAGUUAAGCACAGUAACAUCUGUGCAGACCCAUACAGACUAGAGCGAAGCGUUCCAGACUCAAAACACACAGCGUGUGCACACGCACACAGUCCUAUUAAAUUAUCUAUAAACAACAAAGUAACGUUCACUGCGUUUUUUCUGCCCCUCUGUAUUUGCGCGUUGUUCUACAUGUAGAUAUGACCCAUCUGUAUUUUGGUUAUCGCGGAAUGGAUUACGUGCUGUUUCCAUGUAUGUUGAUUAGAAACUGCAACUCUUGGUUUUUCUCUCUUUGUGAAAAUAAUGAAUGAUAAUAAAAAGUUGUAUCUUCA
Molecule: messenger RNA, 4930 nt
Organism: Coregonus clupeaformis (lake whitefish)
Lineage: Eukaryota; Metazoa; Chordata; Actinopteri; Salmoniformes; Salmonidae
Product: serine/arginine repetitive matrix protein 2
Exons: 14
Coding region: 204-4283 (1359 amino acids)
Source: RefSeq, a predicted model, not a curated record